CGGCUGCGCAGACAGCCGCGCAAGUUCACGUGAUUUCAGCAUGGCGGUGUUCGUGGAUUUGGACCUGAGAGCGGGUUCCGACCUCAAGGCGCUGCGUGGGCUCGUGGAGAACGCCGCUUACCUGGGCUAUUCAGUUGUUGCCAUCAAUCAUGUUGUUGAAUUUAAGGAAAAGAAACAGGAAAUUGAAAAACCAGUAGCUGUUUCGGAGCUCUUUACAACUUUGCCAGUUGUACAGGGAAAAUCAAAACCAAUUAAAAUUUUAACUAGACUGACAAUUAUUGUUUCCGAUCCAUCUCACUGCAAUGUUUUGAGAACAACUUCUUCAAGGGUCCGGCUGUAUGAUAUCAUUGCAGUUUUUCCAAAGACAGAAAAACUUUUUCACGUUGCUUGUACCCAUUUAGAUGUGGAUAUAGUCUGCAUAACUGUAACAGAGAAACUACCAUUUUACUUCAAAAGACCCCCUAUUAAUGUGGCAAUUGACCGAGGCGUGGCCUUUGAACUUGUCUAUAGCCCCGCUAUCAAAGACUCCACAAUGAGAAGGUACACAAUUUCCAAUGCCCUCAAUUUGAUGCAGAUCUGCAAAGGAAAGAAUGUAAUUGUAUCUAGUGCUGCAGAAAGGCCUUUAGAAAUAAGAGGCCCAUACGACGUGGCAAACUUAGGGUUGCUGUUCGGGCUGUCUGAAAGCGAUGCCAAGGCCGCAGUGUCUACCAACUGCCGAGCAGUGCUUCUCCAUGGAGAAACUAGAAAAACUGCUUUUGGAAUUAUUUCCACGGUGAAGAAGCCUCGGUCAUCAGAAACAGAUGAUGAGUCUCUUCCAGCCUGCAAGAAAGCCAAGUGUGAGGACUGAGAAGAGUCCCCCAGUCUCUGUCAGCACUCCCUUCUUCCCUUUGAUGGUCCAUCAGCCACAACAGAAACGAAACCUUCGUAUGAUGCACUGUUUUCACUUAGAGCUAGAUAUCAGUAGUCUGUAAAAACAGUCUUAUAUUCAAGCCAUUGAAAUAACAAAAUUUAGUGAAGCACUGAGGGAAAAAAGAAAAAGACCAUCCCCUUUAAAUGUAUUUUAGAAGAAAAACAAAGACUAGUUUAUCUUUUGUGUUAAGUGAUAAAUGGCAGGUAUAAUGAAUAAGAUGUUUCAGUAUUUCACGAGACUCUUUAAAAAUGUUUCUUGUUCAUUUAAAAAUUCAUGGUUUUCAGCUUGAUAAACAUGGCUUAUUUUAAUUUUACUGUCCAAGUGGUUAUUUUGAGGACUAUUAAAACUUGUAUUAAGG
Messenger RNA from Phacochoerus africanus (Common warthog), 1268 nucleotides. RefSeq names its product ribonuclease P/MRP subunit p30 (gene RPP30). NCBI's taxonomy places the organism in Eukaryota, Metazoa, Chordata, Mammalia, Artiodactyla, Suidae. Gene Ontology annotation, molecular function: RNA binding. The coding region runs from base 41 to 847 and encodes 268 amino acids. The record is from RefSeq and is a predicted model, not a curated record. Gene Ontology annotation, cellular component: nucleolar ribonuclease P complex. Gene Ontology annotation, biological process: tRNA processing. The transcript has 11 exons.